AUGAGUAAAACGAAAGUACAAGAAGAAGCAAGAAAAACUAAUAGUUUCAAUCUCCAAGAAUUCGAACGAGUUCUCUUCCAUUCUUCAAUUUACCAAUAUGAUCUGCCGAUUGAUAGAUCUGAAAAAGAAUUAAAAUCAUUCAACGUUUGGCUUCGACGAUGUUUCAUCAUCCUUUUUGCUCUAUUUAUUCUCAUCACAAUUCACUUAUAG
Rotaria socialis is the source of this 210-nucleotide messenger RNA. The record is from the annotation of a GenBank genome assembly. Lineage: Eukaryota; Metazoa; Rotifera; Eurotatoria; Philodinida; Philodinidae.